Messenger RNA from Populus euphratica (Euphrates poplar), 3227 nucleotides. RefSeq lists its product as uncharacterized. Bases 1403 to 2494 code for a protein of 363 amino acids. The record is from RefSeq and is a predicted model, not a curated record. NCBI's taxonomy places the organism in Eukaryota, Viridiplantae, Streptophyta, Magnoliopsida, Malpighiales, Salicaceae. The transcript is spliced from 2 exons.
AGAUAAAAGCCGAUACAUUGACUGUAGCUGGGCUUCUUCAACCACUAUUGAUCUCGUGUCAAGUAUAGGACGACAUCACCCUAGAUUUUAUUAAGGAAUUACCGGUUUCAUAGGGAAAUAACACCAUCAUGGUGGUUAUCAACAGGCUCAGUAAGUCCACUCAUUUUCUCACUUUAAGUCAUCCUUUUACUACAAAACCUGUGGCAGAAAAAAUUGUGGAAGGCAUCAUCAAGCUUCACGGAAUGCCAAAUCCAUUAUUAGUGAUCGGGACCCCAUCUUCAUCAGUCACUUCUGGCAAGAAUGUUUUAAGAUGUUGGGCACCAAACUACAGCUCAGUUCUGCAUACCAUCCGCAGACGGAUAGUUAAAUGGAAGUCAUCGAUUGCUACGUCGAGCAGUGUCUUUGGUGUUUUGUUCAUCAAUAGCCACGAAAAUGGUGCUGCUACUUGAGCUGAGUAUUGGUAUCAUACAACAUAUCACAUUUCAACAGGGAAGACCCCUUUUCAGACACUAUAUGGACGAUUACUACCCUCCAUUCUAAUGUACAUUGAAGGAAUUUCAUCGGUACACAAAGUUGACCUGCAGCUCAUGAGUCAAGAUGAACUGCUCUGGCAAUUAAAGACCAACUUAGAGAGAUCAGUAUUUAGAUGAUAUCACCCAAUGAUUGUAGCAACCAGAUGAUUUUCUAUGACAAGAUGAAGCAACAAACGAAGUAUAAAUAGAAACUAGAUUGCUACAAGGCACAAGCUUCUCGACAAGAAGAAAUAACCAAGAACCCUAGAAAUAUUCUUCAUCAUGUGGAAGAGAUAACAACAGCGACCCAAGCAAUUACAGGAGUAAUCAACAGAAUGAGACCGCUGUCUUAUUGAUCCACAGAUAUCACUUGAUUCCUCUUUUCUACUUCUGUUUGGGUUGAGUCUUUCACUUUUGGUUGAAACACGGCUUUCCGUCAAUUAAAACAGAGAACACUGGUUCAAUGAAUUUAACAGUUUUAAUGCUCUCAGAUGUUGUUGCUUGGACUGUUUCCUUUGAUUCUUAUUCUAAUUAGGUUCAAGCUUCGUCAACAUGUUACAGUGGUUACUAUAAGCAAUCACUUGGAAUGAUUUUGGAGGUGAGCAGGUGUAUGUAGGGUAACUGCUCGACAAAAUGUCCCAGCUAAACACCUCGCUCCAUCCCCCCCAACGCACCACCUACACGGCUCCUCCAAAAUCCGCAGACCACCAUGCUAAACACCUUUCUCAAAACAACAUAACAACCUCACCUUCUCAAAAAUUCUCGGACACAAACAUUCCCAUACCUGUUCCAUCCUCUGCACCUACCUGCAAAACCCCUGUCCCUGCACCCUGUGCCUCCAUUACCAAUGAUGCAGUACAUGUUAAGCUGUUCUUUGAGAGAUUUCCUUCAUGGGUGGAAUAUCGGUUAUCAAACUUUUUGUAUCCAAGCGAAAAAUUGUUCUUGGAAGACGAUUUGGUUUUGUGGACAUUUCAUCCUCCUUAUCUGUCUCAACUCUCUAUGAUCAAGCCAGCCAGAUUUGGUUUGAUACGUAUAAAUUAAUAGUGAACCCACCUAAACAUCACUCCCUUAAAACUUCCCCUUCACCACCAAAACAAGUACCCAAGCCUGCAACACCAUACCACCCCCAACUUUCUUUGAUAGAUCAUCGAUCUUUUGCUAAGGUACUCACAUACACAAAACCUCAAAUAGCCACUACAAGAAGAAGAAUGGUGCAAUACGAAUCCACAGAGGAAGAUAAGGAAUGGUUAUAUAGGAGCUUGGUAGGAAAUAUUCUGCUAAAUGUUGACGUUGCAACCCUGGAGGCAACAAUAUUGAAAUCAGUUGCUAAUACUGUGAGCUUCAGAUUCCUAGAAGCUAGUCAGGUGAUCAUCACCUUUAUGGAUCAGUUGGCUUUAAAGAAAGAACAAGACAAUGAGGAGUCCAUUUUGAAAUCACUACUCAGCAAGCUUAGACAGUGGGAAGGAAGGACUAGAGAUAGAUUUGCUUGGAUAGCCAUCUUUGGCUUACCAAUGGAAGGUUGGAACAGAAACUGCUUUGACACUAUUCUACAGAGUUGGGGAAUUAUUGCUGGUUACGACACAACAUGUGUUAGUCAAAGGUCACUAUCAGGUAUCAGAGUUCUUAUUAGAACCAUAAAAAUGGAACCUUUGCAUGAUGAGGUGAGUCUCAAGCUUGACGGAAUACAAGUUGAGGUCCUUUUGAAUGAAAUAAAGGGUGAGUUCAUCCCUUCCCUCACAACAAUCAAACACUCUAUGGACGUAUCUCUUUACACAGAAUCUGUGCUAUCUGAUGAUGAAGAAGAGCAAACGAAAACUAUCUCUGCAGCAUCAAUCCCUAGGGCUUCAGGACAAAAUACUGAGUUUGAAUUCAUUUGUACGUUGGGCAAUCAAGAUCAGAACGACAUCACAUUUCUCAACACUAGCAUAUCACCGUUGUACCUGCAUCCAGAAAUUACAGAAUUAUGCAGCCAUUCAACUUAACCUGAAGAGCUGGUGUACGAAGACGGUAACAAUUUGGCUUUGGUAAUAUAAGAUAAUGCUGGGGUGGCUACAGCUGAUCCUAGAGAGGGAGAUGUGCAACAAGUCGUGUGUAUGCUUGAAAGUGAUGGGCUGGAUCAGGAGAAGGGUUACAAUAAUGGAGAUGUGAAGGAGAUGGGCCGGGUAAAAAAGCAGAAGCCCUUCAGAAUGGACCAAUAUAAGGGUAAUAGUAGUAGCUCAAGCAUUGGGCUGUCUUUCGUAAAUUUUGUUAUCCCCAUUGCAGACCAAACUGAACUCGUUGAUCUAGAAUUGCAAAAUAGAAGAUCUCAAAGGAAUAAAGCAAAGAAGCUGUCACGUAGAGCACCGACUGUCAAGAAAAGAAAACCACGAAAAAUGGGAAAUCAAAGUUCCAAGAAAACUGAGUUAGGCAUAAUUGAUUACUCUGUCUCUCAUAAUGGACUCAUGAAUAGAAAUAUCAUUAUUCGAUCUGGGAAGGAAAUAGCUGGCGAAGAUGAGGUAACCAGCUCGCACUCUCAUAUCUCUCUAACCCCAGGGAAGAAGCAACUGCUUGCUGGGAUGUGGGAAAAGCGGUAUUGAAAGUCCAUGAUGAUAGCCAUCUCAUGACACAAACACUGUAAAGCUUUAUAGAAAAAGAACAGGAGGAGUGGAUGAGAAGGAAGGAGCAGUAAGGAUGCUGUUUCUGUCUCAAUGAAGGUGACUUCAAUGAAACUCUUUC